Molecule: messenger RNA, 2962 nt
Organism: Cololabis saira (Pacific saury)
Lineage: Eukaryota; Metazoa; Chordata; Actinopteri; Beloniformes; Belonidae
Product: protein phosphatase 1 regulatory subunit 29-like
Exons: 4
Coding region: 1-2919 (972 amino acids)
Cellular component (GO): plasma membrane
Molecular function (GO): protein binding
Source: RefSeq, a predicted model, not a curated record
AUGGCCAGGAGACUCUGUUUGUCCUUUCUGUCCCCCACCCUGCUCUUUUCCCUGCUCCUUCCUGCACUGUUGCUACUCCACCUGCCUGGUGCGGUGAAAGGGGACUGCUGGCUGAUAGAGGGGGAUAAAGGUUACGUUUGGUUGGCUAUCUGCAGUCAGAACCAGCCUCCGUACGAGACUAUCCCCCAGCACAUCAACAGUACGGUUCAUGACCUGAGGCUGAAUGAGAACAAACUCAAGGCAGUGCUUUUUGCCUCCAUGUUCCGCUUUGCGAACUUAACCGACCUCAAUCUAACCAAGAAUGAGAUCAGCUACAUUGAAGAUGGGGCUUUUGCUGGACAAGCAAACCUACAGGUUCUCCAGCUAGGCUACAACAAAAUGACCAACUUAACCGAGGGCAUGUUGAGGGGUCUGGGUCGAAUGCAGUGCCUCUUCUUGCAACACAAUCUCAUUGAGGUCAUUGCCACCAAUGCUUUCUGGGAGUGCCCAAAUCUCAGCAGCCUGGACUUAUCUUCUAAUAAGUUGGCUCGUCUUGACCCAUCUACCUUCACUGUUCUCAGCAGGCUGAUGGUGUGUGAAUUAGCUGGCAACCCAUUCCACUGUGGCUGUGAACUCUACAGCUUUCUAACAUGGCUGGAGGAGUUUAACAAUGUGACCCACACCUACGACCGUCUCCAGUGUGAAACUCCUCAAGAAAUGACUGGUUACCCACUCCUGAGUCCAGUGGCUGGACAUGGUAGAAAUGCUCGUUACGUUCUUUUAUCGAUUUGUCGUGAUGGUGUCAUUAUUCCAGGGAUGACUUCCCAGAUGCCGGAUGCAGAUGGCUCAGGGCUGGGUUUAGACAACUCAGACCAAGGUCUGAACCACCAGCCAACACCAUUGUCCACUGCUGACCCCAGUUAUAACCAUCAGAUUUCUAUGAAGCUUCAAACAGUCUCCUUCUUUACGGCUUCUGUGAUGGUGCAAAUUCCACGACCAUACAGUAAGAUGUAUAUCCUCUCCCAGUACAACCACACUUAUGUGGCAGACAUCAGGCCCCUUAAAAAUAAGAAUGAGAUAAUUACCCUGGAUAAGCUAAAGCCUCACACCAACUACACUCUUUGUGUGGCUUCUGCAAGUAAAUCUCAGCGCUACAACCACACCUGUCUGUCCUUUACCACACGGGCUAUGGGGCCAGAGGACCAGAGAACGAAUCCAUCAACAACUACCCACUAUAUCAUGACAAUUCUGGGAUGCUUGUUUGGCAUGGUCAUUGUCCUUGGAUUUGUCUAUUACUGUCUCAGGCGGCGACGCAUCCACGAAGAAAAGGAAAAAGCGAUAAGUGUGAAGAAAACAAUCCUCGAGAUGAGGUAUGGUCCAGAGGCAGCUGCUGCAGUGGUCAAUGACCCAGGCGCCAUGCAGCGUCUGCAGGAGCAGGCUCACCACCAGCAUCAUCAUUUAGGGGGAGCAGGAAGCAAGCUACCACCGUCUGCCUCUUCAAGUACAGGCAUGCUGCAUGGAUCAGCAAAUACCACUUCUUCCCGCCUCUCCACCUUGCCACAGGUAGAAAAAAUGGCGACUGCCUUCUCUGAGGCCAUGAGUGGCAAGGGCCAUUACAUGGAUGUUAGGACAACAGGAAAGGCAGGGGAAGGCAGAGAAGGGGUUGUGGCUGCUGCAGGACAAGGAGUAGCAGGGGAAGUAAUGGUUGAUAUGCUGAAUGAAGCUGAAAAUGGAACAGAGGGUGUGGAGGAUUCAGAUGAUGAUGACCGUGGCUCAGCUUCAGAGAUCUCCACCAUUGCUAAGGAGGUGGACAAGGUGAACCAGAUCAUUAACAACUGCAUCGAUGCCCUUAAGUUGGAUGCCUCAUCUAAUGUUGUGACCACAGCUGACAACAGCAACUCUACAUCCUCUUCUCAGCCUCCUUGCAUUGCAUCCCUCCCCCGCAACCUCUUGCCCCUCUCACCAGGUCACCCUGGAGAUCAGAUCAUGGCCUCUUCUCCAAAGGUGCAUCCAAAGUCUCAGUCUCAUCUUCAGCCACAAAUUCAGUCCCAUCCUCAGUCUCAUCCACAACUACAUCAGCAGCCUCACCCCCCUUCUAUGGCCCCAGUACCUCUGGUUAUGCCCUUGUCUGAACGGCCUGGCAUCAGUGGUGGUGGAUUUCUUUCCCCUCCUUACCGUGAUCCACCACCAGCUAAUGCAGCACGGCCCCUUCAAAGGCAGCUUAGUGCUGACACUAAUGUGGUAAAGAACCGCUGUGGUACUCCUGCUGCAGGAUCUGUCAAGAACACAAGAGUGUUCAGUGUGGACAUUCCUGAGCCACGCAAUGAACCACCCAAGUACCCAACAGAAAAGAACAGCCCUGUUGGUUGUGGCGGAGGAGUCGGAAAUGGAGGAGGAGGUGGUGGAGUAGGAGGGUGUAACGGGAAUGAGAAGGGAAACUUAAAUGGCGGUGGAGUGAGUUUAAAUGGGAGUGGAAUAGGGUGUACCAAUGGUAACGGGGGCGGACGUGGCGUCAUUGGCCCUGGACAGCAGCAACACCACUUGGAGGUUCAACCCGACUACCACAGCUCAGAGCACCGCCACUCCUUUCCUGCGCUCUACUAUGAGGGCGAUAACGACUCGCCCUCACCAGCCCAAAAGGCCUCUUUCCUCAAGCCACUUGGGCGUACCAAGAGGGAAGCCACAGCCACCUACUCCCAGCUGUCUCCCUCCCGUCACCACAACUACAACUCUGGUUACUCUUCCAGUCCAGAAUACUCAUCUGAGAGCACACUGCGCAUCUGGGAGCGAUUCCGACCUUACAAAAAAAGCCCCAGAGAAGAAGCAUCCUAUAUAGCAGCCGGCCAUGCCCUGCGUAAGAAAGUGCAGUUUGCCAAGGACGAGGACCUUCAUGAUAUUUUGGACUACUGGAAGGGUGUUUCUGCCCAGCAGAAGCUGUGAGGUACAAAAUCAAUCAAGUUUAAUGCCCUAUGGGAGAUUGUGA